AUGAUGCUUGGAACGGCAGAUCACAAUCGCCCUUUGCAUGUUAUGGCGGAGAGCGAUGGUAUGAUGAUCAGUCGGAUUUUGAUCGAUCCCAGAUCUUCCGUAAAUCUCAUGAGCUUGAAAGCAUUGAGAUCGUUGUGUCUUGAUGUGGAACAUCUUGGGCAAGAUAAGUUGAUGGUACACGGCUUCAAUGAGAAAGGGCAGAAAACCCUUGGAUCAUUUAUGCUACCUCUUAUGCAUGAAUACGGCGUUGUCCCUUCAACAUUACACCAGUGUAUGAAAUAUCUAAAGGAAGGCAAAGAAUUCAGAAUUUCUGGUGAUAUUCAGCCCUUUGCAGUACAUGAAGUAACAAUUUAUGAAGAUGCUAAGUACUUCAUGCCAAAGAAGCAAAAGUCGUCAAGUUCUCUUGAGGCUAGAGCAUCAAAUUCUAAGACUGCAAAGAACCCCAAGCAAGAAGGUCAGAAGAAGCAGGUGGUGAGAAAGAAGGCAGCGCCGGUUCUUCCCAAAUCACCAAUCAUUCCUAAAGAAAAGAAACAUGUACCUCAUCUUGGAAGUGACACAGAUAAAGAUGAUGUUGCUCCUGCUAAAUCUCAAAAAGUGUGCAAGUCCACGGAUAAAUGGAGUAGGCAGGUUGAAUUUUCAAAUGAUGAUUAUGACUACGACUCAAUCUACAUGAACUCGGUGCAGAGUGUGUUCUCCAGAAGAAUAGAUAGUCUGUCAAUUUUAGAUAGCGUACUCAUAGUCACACGCGUUCCCUUGCAACACUUCAAAGAAAUCAUUUCACGUGAGGUGCAUAAGAUUGAAGAACUUUCCACUCUUUAUCUGCCUCCUUUAAAGAAGGGGACUGCACCUGGGAAUGUGUUAUAUUCCACGGGAGUUUGUGAAGAGGAGAAUCAUGAUUGGGAUUGCAUGCUCCUCGACUCCGAAGAAUUAUUUCCUAUGAGGCUACCCAAGUUCAAUACCAAGAAUAUUCGAAGAAUGCUACGAAAGCAAAUCAAUAUUCCUACUACCAAACGACAGCUCCGUACAAGCUUGGGCCUCUGGUAUGGGAGAAGUCCGCGUCCAUUACGACGAAAGGAUAUAGAUGCAUAUAAAGGCAUCGGGUUCAUCAAACGAAAAUUCCUCCAAAAAGAGACUUGUCGGGCGAUCACAUACAUGGAAAUUGAACCUGAAGAAGGCGGUGUUGAAGAGACACGCGAAGCUGAUGAUUACAAUGAUAAACCCGUAGAAGCUGAGCCUGCACCAGAAGAACUGGAAGACGGUGGACAGGCUGCUACGAUGGACGAGCUAAAAGAAGUCAACUUGGGAACUGAGGAAGACCCUCGCCCAACUUUUGUUGUCUCUCUUCUACCAGAAGAUCAAAUAGAAGAAAUAAAAGAGCUCCUAUUUCACAGAUUAGCAAUCAAGCCUGAUGUAGUACCCGUCAAACAAGCUCCAAGAAGAAUGAGAUUGGAGAUUGAAGAGCAGGUGAUUGCAGAAACUAAAAAGCUCAUAGAAGAAGGCUUCAUCCGAGAAAAGAAAUAUGCCAACUGGAUUGCUAAUAUCGUCCCUGUAAAGAAGAAGAAUGGCCAGAUUUGUAUCUGCAUCGACUUCAGGGACCUCAAUAAGGCGUGUCCGAAAGAUGACUUUCCACUCCCAGUAUCAGAACUUCUCGUUGACAAUACUUCCAACUACGAAAAGUUCUAA
This is a messenger RNA of Dendrobium catenatum, 1683 nucleotides long. RefSeq lists its product as uncharacterized. NCBI's taxonomy places the organism in Eukaryota, Viridiplantae, Streptophyta, Magnoliopsida, Asparagales, Orchidaceae. The coding region runs from base 1 to 1683 and encodes 560 amino acids. The record is from RefSeq and is a predicted model, not a curated record. The transcript is spliced from 3 exons.